Messenger RNA from Rhagoletis pomonella (apple maggot), 622 nucleotides. RefSeq names its product 52 kDa repressor of the inhibitor of the protein kinase-like. The transcript has 2 exons. The record is from RefSeq and is a predicted model, not a curated record. The coding region runs from base 27 to 443 and encodes 138 amino acids. Gene Ontology annotation, molecular function: sequence-specific DNA binding. Lineage: Eukaryota; Metazoa; Arthropoda; Insecta; Diptera; Tephritidae.
ACUUUAUAAACUUAUACUAAGGCAAAAUGAAGUGUGCAGUGGCAAAUUGUGAUAGUGAAAACUAUAGGCAAGCGUGCGAUAUAAGCUUUUUUUCGUUUCCUACGGACGAAGCUCUCGCCAGAAAGUGGAUGCAGUUUUGCCGGCGAGGAAGUGCAUUAUUGAAUCCCAAAUCGAGCUACGUGUGCAUGAAGCACUUUUCUAGUGAAGAUAUAGAAAACAAUCGACAGUUCGAAAUGGGAUUUGCAAAAAAACGCCUUUUAAAGCGUGGUGCUGUGCCCAGCAUUUACCCAGAGGAUGGGGAAACCUCCCAGCGUGCCGAAAGUGUUCAGCGCGAGGAGUACAAACAAAUUGUCAGCGAGUUACUUCAGCAGAGUGAAUCUGUCGCAGUCAAUGAAGGUAACAAUUUGAUUUUAAAGAAAGUUUCGACUUAUAUUUGCAAAUAAGUUGUUAUAGCCGAGGCGAAUAACAGUGCCAACGUUGUUCCGAUUGACGAAAAUGUGGAGAAUAAGGAAAAUAGCCUAGUGGAUGCAAAUCUUUCCGAAAUCCCCGCGACUUCAACACCUCGCAAAGUCUUCUACUACGACAGCAGUUUGGAAGAAGUUGAGGAGCUGGAAGCUCAACU